CGUGCACGGGACAGAGUUGGAGUGGCGUCUGUGCCUUGGGUGCGUCGCGACGUCGAAUAUAUGCUCUCGUCAGGACGCCCCCGCAUUUUCGUCGGAUACCGGCUGGCCGACAGGCACGAAAAAGGCUUGCCUCGCGGUGGCGUCGCGACGCUCGCCGAACUAGGCGGCCCCAAGCCCAAAGCGGACCGAGGAAAUCGCACGGUGAGGAGAGCCCUUGAAGAUCGACACGGUGGGACGUCUGGGCAAGGACGGUCGAGGACUACGAAUCGGGAAUGCAAAACUGGUCUGACAAUGAAACGACUAAACGCUCGGUUAUUAAUGCCGACAACGGGCAACCGAACGAGUUUCGAUGAAACGAUAAAAGCAAAGUCGUGGGACCUUGCGCCGAUCUCUCCGUCGCCUUCGAGCUUCGUCAAGCACGGUCGUGGUCGUUCCUUCAACCCGCCGUGUUUCGCAUACAUUUCAAAACGAUUAGCAGAAGAAAUCGCUACGUGAGAUAACCGAACAAGUCAUGGGAUUCUGGUUUCAUUCCAUAGUUUCAGCUGUCAUGAAAAAUAAGCCUGAACGCUUUACAGCAAAAGACGAUCGAACGAUUAGGCGAGUCUAGAAAAAAGCGAGACUCUCUAAGUCCACUUCAGAGGACUCGAAAUUUCCGAUUUCCUUCGACGAAAGAAUCUGUUCGCAACAC
This is a messenger RNA of Ceratina calcarata, 688 nucleotides long. RefSeq lists its product as uncharacterized. The transcript is spliced from 2 exons. The record is from RefSeq and is a predicted model, not a curated record. Bases 61 to 495 code for a protein of 144 amino acids. Lineage: Eukaryota; Metazoa; Arthropoda; Insecta; Hymenoptera; Apidae.